Messenger RNA from Nymphaea colorata (pocket water lily), 1651 nucleotides. RefSeq lists its product as uncharacterized. Gene Ontology annotation, biological process: mitochondrial translation. Gene Ontology annotation, cellular component: ribosome; mitochondrial large ribosomal subunit. Gene Ontology annotation, molecular function: structural constituent of ribosome. NCBI's taxonomy places the organism in Eukaryota, Viridiplantae, Streptophyta, Magnoliopsida, Nymphaeales, Nymphaeaceae. The record is from RefSeq and is a predicted model, not a curated record. The transcript has 4 exons. The coding region runs from base 1032 to 1535 and encodes 167 amino acids.
CAGGGUUCAGAGGAAACCCUCGUCGAGCGUAGUACCCUCACUGCCAUUACCGCUGCCCUUCAAGGUCACCUGAGAUUCUGAGAAGCGGCCAGUCGCUGCGGGCCAAGUGAUAGUCGGAACGCUGAUGCAGCCUUGUGGCCGUCCUCGCCAGUCCACGGAAAGCCCGACAGGCUUCCCUCCCGAUGGGUUACCGACGAGCACCUGAUGCCGGCGUGCCAAAAUGGGUGGCAUGAAAAUACGAGCUGAAACUGCUGACCAACAAUAGCGAGGAUUGGCAAGAACAAGUAAGUGGCUUGGAAAGAGUAACCAGGUAGCAAUGCCACCCUCGCACAGGAUUAAUAAAUGACAGUGGUCCUUCCCAGAGCUCAAAUUCCUUGGUUCCCACCACUGAAAGGGGAACAGGAAAAAUUUACCAGUCCGCCGUUUCUCCCGUUGCAGCUUUCAGCACAGUGGUAAGGGAGUGUGUCGUAACCCAUUGUUGGAGCUUCAGUGCAAUAUUACUGGAAGACAUAAAAAUGAUAAAUCUCGGUGCGCGAGCCAAAUUCUUCUGCGCCAUAGCCGCCCAGUGAUGAGCACAGGCCUCUCGACCAUACAGAGCUGGACCGACUCCUCUCUACCUUCUCAAGCGAUGUGCCGCUUGAUUCUCAAACGUGUGCAUUCUCUCGUCAGAAAAAAUCUGCAGCGCCCGUUUGAUGCAUUAGUGUAGUUCCAGGAAAAAAAUUUAAAUUUUUAAAAAAUUGUCCUCCCCAUCAAACAAGGGACUGAAAGAAUGUCCCUUGAGUUGAGUUCCGGAAUUAUUAUUCCGGAAAAAUCUUUCCACCCUCUGGGGUGGAAAAAGAAUUUCAGGAGAAGGAUUCCUUCUUCUCCUCCGUCUUGUUUCGAGAGGUCGGAGCAGACAGACGGACGCGUAGUGGUCGAACAGAAACAUCCCCCCAGACGCGGAGCCUUCCCCUUUCCCCCUCCCUUCCGGCUUCUGACCGCGAAUUAGUGAGGGCAGCCUUUAACUGCAUACGAUCACGCACAGGCAGAAUAUGGCCGGCAGAUGGGGGAGAAGAGUUAUCCACUUUCCCAAUCUGCCAAUAAAGCUUCUUAUGCCUUCCAAACUGGAAAACAUUAGGGAGUUCGCUCUCAAGACGAUCCCAUCUGCUUCAAAGAUUGAAAUAAAGAGGGUGCUUGAGGGUCUAUACGGAUUUGAAGUAGACAAUGUGCGCACACUCAACAUGGAAGGAAAGAAGAAGAAAAGGGGUGGUGUUGUCUUUGCAAAACCUGAUUACAAAAAGGCGUAUGUGACCCUGAAACAGCCACUAUCUCUUCCUUCAAACUUAUUUCCAAUUGGGUUGAUUGAAGAGGAGAAAGCUAUGAGUAAUAAGCAGUCAAAAUCAAGCAUAGUUAAUGAGCAAAUGAAGAAGACCCAUUGGCUUGACACUGAUAGAGAAGAUGGCUCUAAGCCUCCAAAGGAGGAUGGUGCGGAUGUUAUUCCAGAACGUGAGAAAAAAUUCCCUUGGAGCUAUGUUAAAUCGUGGAAACAAAUGUAGAUGUUCAUAUUCAGGUUUCUGUGACAUGCUCUUGCUUGUUCUUUCUGUAUGCUUACUGGGUACUCCUUGGGCAUUUAAUGCAUAUGAAUCCUAUAGAGAUUCACUCUUUUUUCCAA